CCAUUUCCUGGUACAGCCGGCGGAGGCUCGACUUCAUCCAAACACCACUGACUGAGCGUCCCUGUCGGCUGUUUUCUUCCUCUCUCCGGUGACUCUAAACGACCAGGCGAUGAUGUCCCGACAUGCUGCAUUUGUUUUACUCCUCGCCUUUGGAGCAGUUUUCCAGCUGUCUUCUGGCAUUGAGGUGAAUUUCACAAAGGAUGACAAGUUAUGCCUCUAUGCCAAUCUAAUGCUCAACUUCUCAGUCUCCUAUGAAGUAGCUGGCAAUAAGAGUCAAAUGGCUGUGUUUGAACUUCCUGCUAACGCCGCAAGUGAUGAAAGUGUAUGUGACACCACAAGCUCACUGCUGAAGCUUGACUUUGAAGGCAACUCCUGGAGCGUGAACUUUACCAUGAAUGAAAAAAGUUACCAGGCAUCCCUCAUCACCUUUUCUUACAAUCUCAGCGACUCAAAGCUUUUCCCUGAUUCUGUGUCAAAUGAUACUAAAACUGUGACUGUGAAGCCUCAAAUGACAAACAUAGACGUGGACACCUGCUACUCCUGCCUCAGUAAAGACAUGAUCGAAGCUGAUCUGGUCAAUAUGACACUGUGGAACGUGCUCAUACAGGCUUUUGUCACUGGUGGCAGCAAGAGCGAGAACUUAACCCAUUGUGCAGCUGAUAUUCCCGCAACUACUGUUGCCCCCACUACACAUACAACCUCUACAACUACUGCAGCACCCGUCACAAACACCUCCACUGCCCCACCUCCUACCACCACCACCCCGACACCCACCCUGCCCCCACCCACCACCGGAAAGUACAGCUUCAAGCCUGAUGAGAACAGCACAGCCUGCCUGUUGGCCUACUUUGGCCUGCGAAUUGGAGUCAAGCAAGGAGACAAACACGAGGAGAUGAACUUUGAGCCCAAUGGGACCCAUGUCUCUGGAUCAUGUGGAGUCAACAGCAGUGAGCUUACGUUGGUGUCUAACUCAGUCACCAUCGUGUUCACUUUCACCAACGACACAAAGAAAUUCCACCUACACGCUCUGAAUGUCACCGGAAAGACGAGCUCUGGCUUGCCGUUUUCUGAGGUUAACACCAACAUGAGUCAGUGGGAGGCAACACUCGGCAGCUCCUACAUGUGCAACAAGGAGCAGAACUUCACCGUCGCCAGCCUGGUCACCUUCUACACCUUCAAUGUACAAGUGCAGCCUUUUGGAGUCAAGAAGGGUCUUUUCAGUACAGCAAAAGAAUGUUCAUUGGAUGACACCAGCAUCUUAAUCCCAAUCAUUGUUGGCGCUGCUCUGGCUGGCUUGAUUCUCAUUGUAGUGAUCGCUUACGUGAUUGGUCGAAGAAAGACAUAUGUCGGAUAUCAGACCCUUUAAAUCCAGUUUGCAGUCGACCCUCAAACAUCAUGGGGUUCCCGAGCCUGGUCCUUGGGCUUCAUGUGCAGAUGCUUUAUUGGCAAAUUGCUAAAGAAUCCAAGAGUUAACGUCUAAAAUAAAGCCUCUGAUGGAAAUACAUGAGAUGUAAUUUUAUAAAAUGACAGCUUUCAGAAAAUUAGAUUUUACUGUCUUUUGACAUUGAAGUUAUUGAUCAUUAUGAGACAUGAAUUGUCUUGGAGGUCUUUAAUGAUAUUUAAUAAGAAGAGUAAAAUCCUUGUUAAGAUGGAGGGUCUGGUGUUUCUUCUCAAGGACCAAACUUGUCUACCCCCUGUGUUUGUGGUUUUUUUGUUUGUUUGUUUUUUGUUGGAUGUCCUGUCUUUCCCUUUUUGUGCUUUUUUGUUAAUGGGCAAGUGCAUGAUCCACAUCUUUAAAACGUAUGUAACUGCAGUCACAUGAAAGGUGACGUCAUGUACAGCACAACUGAAAUCUACAAAAGCCCCUAAACGUAAAUUUUUGACACAUUUUUUUGCACAAUGUGUUAGGAUUUCAUGUGUUGUUGCUGUGGGAUCCUGCACUUGCUCAGCAGACAUUCCCUUAUUGUUUGCUUUUGUUGUAACUUAAUCUUUGAGCACAUUUAUGGUUUGACUUUAAUUCCCCAUAAUUAUUAAGACACAUGAAUGAUCAUUUUCACAGCACAAAAUCGAAGCAAGAUGGUCAAGAAGCUUUCUUUUUUUUUUUGUCCCUAGAAACUCAUUGACAUGGAUGAGUGUCUCCUCCAUUUAGAAAAGUGUCAAAAGAAACACUCUUUAGCCCAUGUUUGCCCCUGUAGAGCAGGAGAAACAUUGGAAUUUAGUCCUGGUUCUGUGGCUCCAAUCAGAUUAAAUAUGUGAAAUCAGAUAUGUGUUGUUUAACAAACCUCCUUCGAUAAAGACUUUCUAACCUGUUGAGCGGUUAACGCCCACAUGUAAGAAAUGACCCAAACAGUGGCUCAUUUACAGUGAACUGACAAAUCUGCACAAGAUGAAGUCACUGUUGGCGUUGUUAACUACAUCUGUGUGUUUCAUGCUUUUUCAUUUGCACAGUCAGAAUAAAUCUGAAAAGAACUUUCAGCUGGUUUUUCUCACAGAAUACAUUUUGGCAUUAGGUUUAGAAAAGGGAUAGUACUAUUGUGUAGAUGUUCACAUUCAGCACAUUCUGAAAUGAGGAUAUUUACAUUUAAAUGCACUAAGACACUAUGUUUUGCUUAUGCUUAGACUGUUGUCGCAUUAAAUUACCUGUGUAAAGGUCUGGGCUUGGCCUGAGCUGCAGCUGGGGGGCUUUAACGUCCCCUGAAAACUUGGUUUUCCUCAGAUGUCUAAACAAGAAACUCAAGUUUAGAAGAAAAUAUCCCAGAUAGUUUAAAACCAGAGUAGUUUGACAUAUUGGGAAAGGUUUUGCUUUUAUGAGGAGAGUUGAGGAGAAAAUUGUUACGACUGUUUCUGUGGAGUCUUGUAAAUGUAAAGCUACAGCCAGGAGCUGGUUAGCUUAGCUCAGCACAAAGACUGAAAAACAAGGGCACACAGCUCGCCUGACUCUUUUCAAAGACAACUACUCAGUCUACCUUUGCCACUAAGCUCACUAAUGCCCAUGUUAAUGUUUAAUCCACACAUUCAACAAGAAAGUAAAAGUAUGUGCGGCUCCCAGUUUGUCAAACUGUUCCUGUAAAAUCUCUGCUGAAUCCGCCUCUUCAGGACCACGUGAUUUAAUCAGUUUUCUACAACUGUCAGCAGAUUGGGGUUUGCUGAUGAUUGGCACACUUAAAUAUGUGAAAUUAUCUGAAAUAAACAAAACUGUUGGCAGACAUAUUAGUUUUCAUGUAGUACCUCCGUAAAAAGAAGCUAAAAGUAAGUUGAGUCAGAGCAGGCUGCAGCGAGGCGGUCAGGGAAGGCAAGCCACAGAACGUGUACUUUUGUAACGAUAGAAAGCCAAUGUGACAUGGCAGUAGCCAUGUAUUGUUGCUUAAUUCCUGCAGAGCACUGUGUACUGUUUGCAUCACUCCAGCUCUUUGCAAUGUCAAAUGUUUGCUUUUUUUAAGUUGCUCGUAAAAUUUGGUUCGGCAGGAUAUUGUACAUGUGUAUGAAUAAUUGCUCUUAAUCAAAUAUGAGCUUUGAUUUUUUGCUUGUGAUUGUGGCUGCCUUGUGUAUUUCAGCUUUGUACAAACUCAGUUGCCUUCAUUUUGAAGAUGGUUUCGCAGCACAAGUGUAGGGAGUUUUAUUAGAGAUUUUCGCAUGGAAAAAUAUCCCUUGUUCUCAAUAAAUCAUGUAACAGCUUUAUCAUCAUAACAAACUUUCUGUUUUGUACCUGUUAAUACCUCUGGUAACUGGGUGUGAUUGGGCUCACUUCAUAUUUUCCCUCCGCUAGUGGAGAGCAUUGCACACACGCGUUCAGCAAAGGGAAUCUGUGCUGCAAGACCAUCUCAGUUAAAGUGUGUUACAUGGAUACAAAUUACUGCUGAUUCAGUCUGCAUUCUCUCAUGCUGUUAGCUGUAAUAAGUUGGAUUUCAAAUUGUGUAAGUGGAGCUUUUUAGUAUUGUAAGAUCUAUGGAAAUAAAAAAAUGUGUUGCUGUUCUUGACA
This is a messenger RNA of Stegastes partitus (bicolor damselfish), 3979 nucleotides long. RefSeq names its product lysosomal-associated membrane protein 2 (gene lamp2). The transcript is spliced from 9 exons. The record is from RefSeq and is a predicted model, not a curated record. Gene Ontology annotation, cellular component: lysosomal membrane; plasma membrane; late endosome membrane. Gene Ontology annotation, biological process: establishment of protein localization to organelle. Lineage: Eukaryota; Metazoa; Chordata; Actinopteri; Pomacentridae. Bases 110 to 1366 code for a protein of 418 amino acids.